UAUGAUAAAAGUUAAAACCUAAACUUUUAAAGGUGUAAACUGUAGAUGUUGUUACUUUAAGCUAUAAUAAUCUUUUGUAUUUAACGUACAUGCCUAUUGUAUUAAAUAUCAUUGCAUAACAGUAGAAAUUUUCUUUUGAGCAGUUCUCAUUGACGCCUCUUUUAUCUAUUUUUCUACUGCUAAACGUUGUGUUUAGGAAUUUAGAGAUUCACGAACGAAAUUUUGUCAGUUGUAGUUUUCAAACAGCAAUUAGCCUUCGAUAGUAAUAAUCGAUUGGAGUUAGGACAUUCAUUGGACAUGCCAUGGCAGAUCAGAGUAUAACUUAACUAUUUUGUGGACAGCUAUUCAAUUAUUUUGUUACUGUGACAAAUUUUUUGUGAAUAGUCCAUCCUUUUCCAUUUAUUAUACGACAUGAACAAAGAGUUUCUCCAAGUAGUGCUAGCAUCGUCUAGUGUUCAGGCUGUAGACAAAUCAGAUAGCAAUGUUUGGAUUAUUUGUAAAUCAACAAAAUACCCACACCUUCCGUAUUACUUUAAUACAUCAACUGGUGAAGCAGUGUGGAAUUUGUGUGAGGCAGAAAUUACUAAAGCUAGAAAAACUGCAUUAAUAAAUCAGCAAAAAAUUCAUAACUUUCCUGAGCCAACUGAAUCACCAAAUGACCUUUCACUACACCAAAUAAUAAGAUCAAGAAAAUUUGGACAGAGAAAUGUAUAUAACAAGCAGAUAAUUAACAAUCAUUUUUCUGGAGUAGCAUUUACUUCCUCUGAUUCUGUUGGGACACAUGACAACCUCACACCAAUAUUACAGUAUCCUUCCUUGAAUAAUGUUCCUUCAUGCUCUGAUACGUCUCAAAUGUCCGAUCUGCAUGAUAUCCCUCAGACUGUAAAUUCAAACACAUGUAUUCCUUUAUCAGAGAGAUUUCAGAAAUUUUAUCACACUGAUAGUACCAAAACAGACAUUACACAGAAUAGUAAGGCAACACCAUCAAAGCAGAUGUUUCAAAGAAAUGUAGAGGGUCACAAAAUUUUUCCUCACAAUUUUGAUUUGAGAUAUAAGUUGUCACAUAUGAGGUUAUCUCAACAGAUGACUAAUUUGGAGCCUGAUAGAAACAUUGCUGAAGAUCAACACCAAAGGGUAAAUAAAGAAACAAGUGCCCCAUAUACCAAUGAAGACGAAGUCUCUCCUAAUUCAGAAACUAUAAGAAGUAUACUAAGAAUUGAUUCAGCAACAUUAAGUGACAUAUGGUACUUAGUUGCAGAUAAGGAUGUAUUCAUAUAUAAUAUAGACAUUAUUCAUACAAUAAUCAAUGCAGAUAACAUUUGCAGUCUAAUGAUUCCAAAGAUAGUUAUGGAAGAAAUUGAAAGAGAUGCAUCUCAACUAGAAAAUUCUGAGCCCCAUAGAGCUGUGUUAUAUAUUUACAAUGCAUUGGAAUCAGAGAAAGCUAUAAUAGAUGAAAAAUUUAACUCUAAUAGUGGAUGGAACCCAUUAAUAGACUGUUGUGCAAAACUAGUAAGAGAAAAUGCUCAAGUGGUUCUCAUUACAAGUAGCAAUAAACUUCAGGAAUGUAGUAAAAUGUUUAGUUUUCCAUUGAUAACAGUUGAAGAUUUUAAAUUCUCACUAUUACAAUACAAAUCCAGGUCUUCGGAUUGUAACAUAGAUUUGAAUACUACUGGAGUUCAAACUGAGGAUAUAACUUGUAAGGUUGAGACUGCAGUACAAACAGAUUACGCCUUAGAUGUAGAGAUGGACGAGACAACAUUUAUACAACAAUCAUAUACUUUUAAUGAAUCUUCUACUUUUGGAGAAAUUGAAAUUGUUUCUCCAAAUUCCAACCUGCGUACACCUUUAAAAAAUCCUCAGUCUUUUACAAGUAAUACUGAUAUGAUUCCUACAUAUGAUCACGAGCAUUUUUCAACUACUGACAUUCAAAUAACAUCAGAGGAAAUAGAAAAUGUACCUGCGAAUACGGGGGAACGGCCCAGACUGAGAAAAAGAUCUAGGUCGGUUACAAAUAAAUCCUUCAAACCAAGUAAUCUGUCGAGUAAUGAAAUGAAGCUGAGAAGAACUAGAUCUGUUAUAAAUAAAUCACAUGCUUCCGAAUCAAGUUUGAUUUCGAAAGAUGAACAAGAAGAUCCUUCAAAUGCUGUUAUCCAAACAGCAGAGGUUGAAAACAUCUCAGCUAAUGCAACAGCAAAUCUAGAACGUCGCAGAUUGAGAGGAAGCACCCAUAAUAAACAAUAUUUUCCAAAUACUACCACCCAGAAUUCCACUGAAGAACUUAAAAACAAAUCCCCAAAUCAGAAAAAGCGCAGACUGAAAAGAUCUAGGUCAGUAGCAAGUAAAUCACAUACUUCUGAAUCAGUUAAAAUGUUUCCAAAAAAUUACAAAGCAAGUUAUUCAGAUGCUGUCAUCCAAGAAACUGUAAACAUAUCAGGAAAUAUGGAACGGUACAUACGCAGACGAAAAUCAAGGCGAGUAAAAAAAAAGUCAACUACUAUUAAAUCAGGUAUAUCUCCGAAAGAAGUCCAGAAAAUUCCUUCAAACAUGGACAUCCAAACUACAACAGAACAAAUUAAAAAUAUUUCUACUAUGCCAAAACAAAACGCAUUCAGAAAAAGAUGUCGGUCUCUUACAAAUAAAUCACAUACAUCUGAAUCAAGUGAUAAACGAGAAAUAGAUGAACAAGAAAGUAUAUUUCAAAGGACAUCUUCCGAUUUUAUGAAAAGUUUCGGCAAAUCGAAAACAGUUUCUUGGGACCCAAUAGAGAUGAAGUCAAAUGUUAAACUUAGAAAUAUAAAUACAAAAGAUGAUAAGUUAACUAUAACUGUUCAUUGCAAGCCUACGCAUGAAAUCAGCGAUGAUACUAAUGUAAUGUUUGAAAUAACUAGUCAAGCAAUGGAAGAUUAUUUAAAAAUGAAUAUUGAUGAAUGGAUUUCACGAUUCGUCCAAAUAAUGGAAGAAGCUUUGACACAAAUACUACAACAGGAACCAAGUUUUAUUCUUAGUACACUGCCACCGCCUUGGACGAUUAUUGAAGCUGUUGGCUGUGUCAAAAGAAAGUUUCACACAGAUUCUGAUAUCACAGACGCGGCAAAUAAGUUGUACAACGUGUUAUUUGAAGCUGGUGGUAUCCGAGGUAAAAUAACAAAUGAUAUAUCCCCGAAGACAUUUAUGAAAAUGUAUAGCUACGGAGUGUAUCUGAUUGAUACACUACAGGUUUUGUUCAAUAAUAAUGAAGACUUACAGACUGCAGAAAAGUCUUUGGCGAAGUUGAUUAAAGAUAUUCAAGAGCCCGAUUUAGACGAUUAUAACAAUGACUCAUUUCUUUAUCUUGAUUUAUGUGAAGCCAAUCCUAUCAUUGAUGAUAGUGUAAAGGAGACAUCUACUGUACCUCAAUACUCAGUACAAGGAGUACAUAAAUUAAAUCCGAAACAGUUAAUGACAUCAUCAAACAGUCUUUUUUCAUCGUCACCAAUUCCAACAAAAUCUACAACUGAUGUAUGUGAUAAAAGAAGUACGGAAUCUUCGAGAACACGAGUAGAGAAAUCGGAUUCGAAACAGCUUAUGACAUCACCCCUAGCUGCUGUUUCAUCUCCCCCGCUUCCAAUAACGCCAUCAAUAGAUACAAGUGAUAUGUCUGAUAAAAGUAAGAGUACGAAAUCUCCAAAAACACCGGUACAUAAAUUAAAACCGAAACAGUUAAUGAAAUCAUCACACAAUAUUUUUUCGUCGUCACCAUUUCCAAUAAAACCUUCUAGGGCUACAACUGAUAUAUGUGAUAAAAGAAAGACUACAGAAUCUCCGAGAACACCGUUAGAGAAAUCAGAUCUGGAUCAGCUUAUAUCAUCACCCCUAUCUGCUGUUUCUUCGCCACGUCUUCCAAUAACGCCUUCAGGUGAAACAACUGAUGCAUCUGAUAAAUGUAAGAAUUUGGAAUCUCCGAAAACACGGAUAAAUAAAUCAAACCCGAAGCAGCCUAUCACAUCACCGCUAGAUUCUGUUUCAUCGCCACCAGUUCCUAUAUCUACUUCUAGAGAUACAACUGAUACAUCUAUUAAAAUAAAGACUACGAAUUCUCCUGUGAAACUCGUACGUAAAUUAAAUCUUAUACAGCCGAUGACAGCAGCAUUAGCUGCUGUGUCAUCGCCACCGCAUCCAGUCAAUUCUGCAAGAGAUACGACUGAUCCAUCUGGAAAAAGUAAGACUACUGAAUCUCCUAAAAACCUAGUAGAUAAUUCAAACACGAAACAAUUAAUGAGUUCAUCACCAGAUGUCGUUUCUUUGCCAACAAUUCCAAUAACAGCUUCAAAGGCUACACCUGAUAAGUCUGAUAAAAAGUCACCGAAAAGUACGGCGAGAAACAAUUCUUCCAAUAGAAAAUACAACUUGCGUUCAUCUUGGCGACAACUUUUCCCUGAGGAACAAAAAACAGAACCAGGUGUUAAAAUUCUGAAAUGUUAUAACCCAAAAAGCAAAUUUCUUGACAACUUACAACUUCAGUGCAAAACUCGAAGCAAAUCUGCAAGCAAUGACUUUAAUGAAAAUAAAGCAGCACUUGGCACACGUGAUGAUGAAUCUCAAGAGGUGCAUAAUGAUACAUUUGAAACAUCGAGAAAUAACGAUAAUACAGAUUAUGAUGACCAUAUUGAAAAUAACUCUGUUUAUGAAAAGGCGGAAGCGAAUGCUGUUACGAUUGCAAAGGAUGUGAAAGAAAUUUUUGAAUUUAUCAUUAGAUUUUGUAAAGAAUCGGAAGCAGAAUUAAGAGAAGGAGUAGCACGUGCAAAAAAAGAACGAAUCAAGGUGAUUGCACAAGAAAUGGGCGAACAUCUGUACAAUACGUGUCUCAAAUUACUUAGAAUCAUACCGCGUAGAGCGAAUGGUGGAGACGAAAAUAAGUUGCCAGAUUCUAUUAAAACAGCAUGCAUCGAAAAUGGUUUGGAGAAGUUGCAGUACUACAGGGAUUUUAUAAAUGAAUGUUUGGUGGUGAGAAAGGAUAUCCAGAAUUGUCUGAGUCAUUUAAUUGAAGCAACUGAAGAGUGAUGUACCAAUGAAGAGGUUAUACAUUCCACCUUCUACGUUUGACCUUAUACCAUGAGUUUUUACUCUUCUAUUGCGUAAUAUAAGCCUCGGCACGAAUCUUGAGCGGUGUCAUUAACAGAAGUUGUGGAUAACCUCUGGGGAAACAUGAUGACGAACGGAUAAACAGCGUUCAGUGCUAAAUCAGUGGUUAAAUGCACAUUAAUGUCACUUAAUGCUCAAGUUUAAGGUAUCAUGAAGGCUUACGUUUUUCGAACUGAUAUCGAUAUAUCGACCGAUAUCGAUACAUCGAUACUGAUGUCGAUAUAUCGUACCGAUAAAUCGAUAUCGGUACAUGCUUAGUUUUAGGCAUGUCCAAUAUACGUUUGAGCAGUUCCUAUAUUCCCGAGAGUGCCUGUGAGGUUGCGUUCCAGCUUGCUGAGCAACAUCAAACCCAAAGAUGACUUGAGCGCGGUAUUAUCGCAUUACGCUACGCCGUGGUGAUUUUCUGGUACAUAGUCAUGUGAUACAUAUUGUUAUUUACGGGUAGACGAUGACUUAAUAUCGACUGAUUCAUAUGCUCGUUAGGUAUCGUUUCUCACAAAAAAGGAGUUUAAGUUUUGUGUAUUUUUUUCAGUUUUUUUUUUCAGUUUACAUUUUUUAUCUUUUUUUUCUUUGAUAGUCAGUUGGCACCAUUUUUAAGAAUGUGCAACAUUUUUCUGUUAUAUCACCAGGUGAUGUACAAAGUACAAAAUAUUGUUUAAAAAUUAUAUUUUAGUAAUAAGUAAUAAAGUUUGAUAAUAAACUAAA
Leptidea sinapis is the source of this 5826-nucleotide messenger RNA. RefSeq lists its product as uncharacterized. The transcript is spliced from 14 exons. Bases 412 to 5040 code for a protein of 1542 amino acids. NCBI's taxonomy places the organism in Eukaryota, Metazoa, Arthropoda, Insecta, Lepidoptera, Pieridae. The record is from RefSeq and is a predicted model, not a curated record.